UUAUUCGAAAUCUUCUUGUCUUGAGUGCGGGUUAACUUAACACUUACAAGUUACAACUGUUAGUUUGUUGUGAAACGUUAUUGUAUGCGGUCGUGUGGAAUAUUACAUACCUAGUUUUUUUAUAAACACGUGGUCUUCGUUAAAGACAUGAUUGUAGCUGAGGCUUGGAAGUCGAACUACCUUUACUGGCUACUCCCCGCCGUUCUACUCAUCGGUCUACUUGCCAUACUCGGUCUACUCUUACUAUUCUUUCUACUACGCCUCUACGCCAAGCUGACCUGUGGAAGGUACAGGGAAGACACCAGGAUGGAUGGGAAGACGGUGAUUGUGACGGGCUGUACCAGUGGAAUAGGCAAGGAAACUGCUAAAGAGUUGGCCAAACGAGGCGCCAAGGUCAUCAUGGCUUGCCGGAGUUUGGAUAAAGCUGAGAAAGUCAAAGACGAAAUCAUCGAAGCAACAAAAAACAGCAACGUCAUCAUCAAAAAACUGGACCUAAGUUCUUUCGCAUCCAUAAGAUCCUUUGCCCAAGACAUCAACAAAACCGAAAAAUCUCUAGACGUCUUGAUCCACAACGCGGGGUACGCAGAAUCCUUCAAGAAGGCCAAAUCCGAAGACGGGAUAGAGUUAACUAUGGCCACGAACCAUUAUGGACCAUUUCUAUUGACCCAUCUCCUCAUAGAUUUGCUGAAAAAGAGUGCUCCGUCUCGAAUAGUAGUUGUUGCAUCAUCUUUAUAUCGAUUGGCAUCCGUGAAUUUGGAAAAUCCGAAUCCUUUAACAUUAAACCCAGCGUAUUUAUACUACGUGUCUAAGGAAGCAAACAUUUUGUUUACCCGGGAACUAGCGAGGAGGUUGGAAGGUACAGGGGUGACAGCGAAUUGCUUGCACCCAGGUUUGAUUGACAGUGGAAUUUGGAGGAAUGUCCCAGCACCGUUAAGUUGGGGGUUGUCUUUGAUCAAGUAUUGUUUCUUCAAAACGCCAGUCGAAGGUUGUCAAACAUCAGUAAUGUUGGCGGUGGAUGAGAAGUUAACGAAGGUUAGUGGCAAGUACUUUUCUGAUUGUCAAGAAAGUACGCUGUCAAGUUCGGCAAGCGAUAUGGGUAGGGCUCGGAAGCUUUGGGAAAUUUCUGAGAAGAUGGUCAAAUUGGAAGAGGGUGACCCUAAGAUCUAAGGCGCAAUGGACACCGGCAGAGUGGAGUACGACUGUAUGUUUAUGUUGGCCAGUAUUUUUAUAUUUAUAAAAUAAUUCGUUCAAUGUCGUAAAUUUUCUUAUUCGUAAACGUAGAACUGUCUAAAAAACUGAAUAGGUGCAAAAAAGGUAUUUUUUAGUUCAGCUACAAAUUAGCAAUUGACUGCAAUUUCAUUUGGUGGUAAGUGAUGAUAUACCUAGUCUAAGAUGGAAGCGGGUUAGCCUGGAAGGGAUAUGGCAGUUUUUAAAUAAACCCAUACUCUUUGGUUUCUACACGGCAUCGUACUGGAACGCUAAAUCGCUUGGUGGCACUGCUUUGCCGGUAGGGUAACUAGCCAUGGCCGAAGCCUCACCAGACCAGACAAAAUUUUGAAAUUAAGUAUAAAAUUCCAUAUGUUCCCUGCCGUCAUCCGGGUCAUAAGUUAACCGAAUCGUUUCAUGAGAAAAAUUCGACCCCCAAACCCCCCCCCCCCUCUCCCCCCCCCCCGAAACUUUGGUCAACUUUAACCGCCCGUCAUGCAACUGAGCCUUAUUUAAUUUACCUACCUACAUGAAAAUUGUAUUGUUUAAUUAUUUAUAAGUUAAUUUAAACUGUGUUUUAGCAUAAGACCUAUAAGAUUAUAAUAAUUUUUUAACAAUAUUUCCCUGCUUAGAACGAUACUCUACCAGCUAUUUCGUUGUGUUGUAAAAUUGUGUUUAAUCAAUGAUUUUAGCAUAUUGAUCUUUUGUUUUUAGGGAUAAGUAUUUUAUAUUAAUAAAAUAAUAAUAAAAUGAA
Maniola jurtina (meadow brown) is the source of this 1960-nucleotide messenger RNA. RefSeq names its product retinol dehydrogenase 14. The coding region runs from base 148 to 1167 and encodes 339 amino acids. NCBI's taxonomy places the organism in Eukaryota, Metazoa, Arthropoda, Insecta, Lepidoptera, Nymphalidae. The transcript is spliced from 3 exons. The record is from RefSeq and is a predicted model, not a curated record.